CAUAUUUAGGAUCAAGAUCAAAAUGCACCAAAGGAAAUUCUGCCCAGUGCUGAUACUGACAGAAAGGACUCAAUACACAAAUUGACUCAUGAUGAAAAUCCCUGUUUACAAGAAAAUCAACACCAUCAACACGAGUGUACAUCUGCGAACAAUAAUGUUGGAGAUUCCCAGAUUGUGUCUACAGUGGCUGGCACCAAGCAGCCCGAAGGUACAGAGAUCCAACAGAGCAGUCCAUCUGAAAUUAGUGAUGAAACUGUGGACAGUAUGUGUCCAAAUCAGCCUCAACAGAAUUCACUUAUUCAGGGAGAGUUGGAGCACGAAAAUGAAAAUGGACAUAAGGAAACUCCACUCAGUGGCAAUAGUUCCAAUGAGAACAUCAGCCUGAUGCCUACCAUGACUGAGGAGAUCCAUCCAGGACUGAAAGAAGGAACAGGUUAUCAAAAUGACAAGAGUACAGGUAUACCUGAGGGCACUAAUGUUGGAGACACAGCAAACGUGUCCACCGUAGCUGACAUUCAACAAUCGAGAGAUGCAGUGUUACAGCAGGACAGUCCAUUUGUAGUUAGGGAUGACGACGUGGAUGAUGUUGGUGCAAAUUUAUUCGAUCCCACUCCAUUCAUUCCGAUGGAAUUUGAGAAGAAAGAAGAAAAUGCUUCCCCUGAAGCCAUGCUCCGUAAUAACAUCUGCAAUGACACUAAGCCCACGCAUGAAGCAAAUGCAGAUACAGCUCUACAUCCCCACCCAAAAGGAGCUCAUGGAGAAUCUGAAGAUGCUGAUCUGCGCGGAGAUGUCAUGGAACCGAACUGGAAGAAAUUCAAUAACAUGACGACAGACCCUAAAAGUUUACCUCACAAUGAGGAGACGCAGGAAAGUGUAAACAUUCGGUCACCACAGAAACUAUCCGAGGAUGAAUUACCCAGCGAGGGACAUGUUAAAAAUACAAUCCCAUUGUUCGAAAAUGCAACGCCUCAAAAGGAUCUAGACAAUGUGAAGAAUACCCCUGCAGGUCCUCGCCACUUCAUCGAGAGUCCCAAAUUAAACAGCCUACCGAAAGAGGGGACCAUUUUUACCAGCAGUCCCAGUGGAGCAGGCGACAGUAAUGAGCAAGUCCACGAAAUUUCGGGUCUGAAUGGAGGCAUCAUGGACCGGAACUCGAGUGAGGAAUUCAGAAACAUGCCUGAAGUCUCAGAAAUUUCACAUGGUAUCAAGGAAAAGGACGAUGCUGUAUGCAUCCAAUCACCUCAGAAGCCAUUCGAGGAUGAUUUGAAGUGUUGUAAAGAGGGAUAUGUUAAAGAGAUAAUCCCAUUGUUCUUAAAUACAACACCACAGGAGGAUCUGGAUAAUGUGAAGUAUCCCUCUCCAAGUACUAGUCCUUUUAUCAGGAAUCCCAGACCAACUGGUCUUCAGCAAGAGGAGAACAUUUCUAUCAGCUGUCCAAGUGACAAUGUGCUUCCAGACAGAAUGAACAAUGAUUUCCAACAGGCAGUGAAUACAAACGGACCUGGAGCAGAUGAUAGCAGUGAACACGCGUCCAAAAUGUUCAGUAGUUAUGGAGAUGUCAUGAACCGGAACUCGUGCGACGAAUUCAGAAAUGUGAUCACAGUCGUGGAAAUUUUACCUCGUAACAAGGAGAGGGAGGAUGCUGUAAACAUCCAAUCGCCUCAGAAAACUUUCGAGGAUGAACUGCAGUGUUGUAAGCAGGGACAUGUUAAGGCUACAAUCCCAUUGUUUUCAAACACAACACCUCACAAUGAUCGAGACCGUGUGAACAAUCCUGCAGCAAGUAUCAGUCCUCUCAUAGGGAAUCCCAGACCAGCUGGGCAUCAGAAAGAGGAGAAAAUUUCAAUCAGCAAUCCCAAUGACAACAUGUUCCCAGACAGAAUGAACAAAGAUUGCCAUAAGGUACAGAAUACAAUGGGACACGGAGCAAGUGGCAGCAGUGAACACAUGCCCAAGAAAAGUUCUGCUUUGUAUGGUGACGACAUGGCCUCGACUUGCAGAGAGGACUUCAGAAACAGGACAACAUUCUCGGGAGGUUUACCUCGCAAUAGGGACAUACAGGGUGGUGCAAACAUCCAAUCACCUCAGAAACCAUCCCAGAGUGAAUUGCUGCAAAGUAGAGAUGGAUAUGUUAAAGAUAUGACUGAAUUGUUUUCAAAUACAACACCUCAGAAGGAACAGGAUAACACAAAGAUUCCUCCUGAAAAUACCAGCAUGUCCCAGGACAGUAUGAGCAAAGAUUUCCACCAGGCAAGGAAAACAAAAAGACCUGGAGCAGGUGAUAGCAGCGAGCAUAUGUCAGAUGAUGAGGUUAAGCUGCAAGAAUUUCUGAGGAUGGUCUCAGAGAAGGAUCUCCAAGUUAUCACAACACAGUUCAAAGAGAAACUGAAAGGUGCAGUCGAAGAGUUUGGUCAACAGCUUGUGCUGGCUUUACUUAGUAAACAACUAAUUUCUCAGAAAGAUUGCGAGCAUGCAAGGAAGCUGUUAAAAGAAAAAUGCAAGAACGAAGCUUCAACAUUCAUUUUCGAUCAAGUAAGAGUGACAGGAUUUGAAGCAGUGAAGAUGAUGUGGGAAAUAUGUGUAAAUACAAAGGGUGUGACCCCAAAGCUGAAUGAAAUACGGAAUGAUUUAAUAAAGAAAGUUGAUGAGGCUAACCUAAAUGAAUUUCUGAGGAAUGGCUCAGAGAAUGAUUUCCAAGUUAUCACAAAAUACUAUAGAAACAGUCUGGAAGAUGCAGUCGAGGAAUUUGGACCACAACUCGUGGUGGCUUUACUUAGUAAACAAUUAAUUUCUGACAAGGAAAGCGAGCACAUGAGGAAGCUGAUACAUGAAAUGAGCAAGAGCGACGUUUUCCAGUUGAUUCUUGAUAAAGUAACAGUGAAUGGAAUUGAAGCAAUGAGGAAAAUGUGGGAAACAUGUUUGAAGCUGAGUGCUGAGGCGCCCACACUGAGUAAAAUACGGAAUGAUCUACUCAAGCAUGAAACGUUCAGAGCACACACAUCUCCCAAACGUUAAGUCAUGGUGCCCGAGCCAAAGCCUGAACACACCAGAAUAUAUAAAACGCUUAAAUAUACUUAACAUUGGAAAUCAUAUUCUGCAUGGUACAUGAACGUGUAAUUUCAUUGGUCUGAAGGCGACAGAAAUCAGGAGCAAGUGGAGAGUUGAUUCAGUACAGAGUGUAAAACAUCACCCAACAUGAGUUAUGAAAUAAACCUCAGAUGCAAAUGUAUCCAUUCCUUUUAAGAAAUUUCAUUAUUGAUAAUGAAGUUGUAAACAAUUUACUAAAUGGCUAACCUCAUCAUCAUCGAAUCCAACAAUGCUGAAACAGGCCGGUCAGUCCAACAAGUCCACACUACCCCUCUGAAGAGCACCACACUCCGACUCAUUCCCCUACCCCUGCAUAUUUCCCCAUGUCUAACCAACCUAACCUAAACAGCCAUGGACACUACCGGCAAUUUAGCAUGGCUAACUUACCUAACCCUCACAUCUUUGGAUUGUGGUAAGAGACCGGAGCAAACCCACACAGAAUGUCUGUGUGGAAUAUGCGCAGUCUCCUAAGGUUACAAUUGAAUCGGUGCCCCUUAUGCUAGCGCUAUCCACAGAGCCAUCAUGCCACCCAAACUUGAU
Molecule: messenger RNA, 3627 nt
Organism: Stegostoma tigrinum
Lineage: Eukaryota; Metazoa; Chordata; Chondrichthyes; Orectolobiformes; Stegostomatidae
Exons: 14
Coding region: 265-3015 (916 amino acids)
Source: RefSeq, a predicted model, not a curated record